CUGCCUGAAAGCAGCAGCACAGCGUGGGUGUCUGCCUGUCACCCGUGUCAACAGUAGAGGGAAGAAGAAGAGACGUAGAGGAGGAAACCAGAAAAUAACGCUGCAGCAGACAUGGACUUGCGGUCUGAGCUGCUUAAAUCCAUCUGGUAUGGUUUCACAGCCCUGGAUCUGGAGAAGAGCGGGAAAGUGUCCAAGUCUCAGCUGAAGGUAUUGUCUCACAACCUGUGCACAGUCUUGUGUAUCCCACAUGACCCCGUGGCUUUGGAGGAGCACUUCAGGGAUGACGAUGAUGGCCCAGUUUCCAGUCAGGGUUAUAUGCCUUACCUCAAUAAAUACAUCCUGGAUAAGGUUGUGGAAGGUUCUUUUAUUAAGGAAAACGUAGACGAGCUCUGCUGGACUCUUACUGCGAAGAAAAACUACCAGCCAGACCGAAGCAGCAGCACCAUUUUACCAGACAAAGAUGCUUUUCGUCUCUGGUGCCUUUUUAAUUUUCUCUCUGAGGACAAGUACCCUUUGGUUAUGGUUCCCGACGAGGUGGAGUACCUCCUCAAGAAAAUAUGUAUGGCUAUGAGUAUUGAGUUCAACUGUGUCGAGUUAGAGGACUUUUUCUCUCAAGACUCAGUGCAGCAGAGUGGAAUUACUGUUUGGAUGUUUCUAGAGAUGAUGAACUCCGGGAAGGUAACCAGAGGAAUUGAUGCGAGCAUCAUCAGCAUGGCUAUAGAGGAAGUGUACAGGGAAAUAGUUGGUGACGUCCUCAAAGAGGGUUAUCUAUGGAAAAAAGGCCAGCUGAGGAGAAACUGGAAGGAACGGUGGUUCACCUUAAAGCCGAGCAACCUGUCCUACUACACUGGAGAGGACCGCAAGGACUGCCAAGGCAAUAUAGCCCUGGAUGAGAACUGCUGCGUGGAGGUGCUGCCAGAUCGAGAUGGGAAGAGAUGCAUGUUUUGUCUUAAAACCCUCUCCAAGACGUAUGAAAUGAGUGCGUCAGACACCAAACAGCGACAGGAGUGGACUACAGCUAUUCAAACGGCAAUCAGGCUGCAUGUGGAGGGGAAGAAAUCCCUCCACAAAGAUCUGAAGCUUAAGCGACGUGAACAGCGUGAGCUUCGGGAAAAAAGGCGACAGGCUAAGGAGGAGGAGCUGCAGAGGCUGCGGGCCUUGCAGGAGGAACGGGAGCGCAAGCUGGCGGAGCUGGAGCUCCUGAAGGAGGCGCAGAAGCAGGCUCAGGCCCUCCUGGAGCAGGAUGAGCAGAGGAGGCGCCAGCAACACGAACAGCUUCAGCGUGCCCUGGAAAUUCAGCUCCGUGAGGCUGAGGAGGCCCGAGUCAGUAUGCAGGCAGAGAUGGCUUUGAAAGAGGAGGAAGCAGAGAGGCAGAGGAAGAGGAUCCAGGAGUUGGAGGAGAUGCAGAAACGUUUGGAGGAGGCACUGCAGCAAGAGAUUAAAGCCAGGCUUGAUGAGGAGGCCUUCCGCUAUGCUCAAGCAGGGUUGUUGGCUGAGGAGGAGGAGAAAAUGAAGGCCCUGAUGAACCUGCAGGAGGAACAGGAGGAGUACAUCGCGAAGACACAGAGGGAGAAGCAGGAGCUGAAGCAGGAAAUGGAGGCCAAAUCCCGGGCCCUGGAGGAGGCACAGAGACAGCUGGAGGAGGUUCGAGCCAACCGGCACAGAGUUGACCAGGACGUUGUGGCCGCCCAGAGGAAACUUCGGCAGGCGAGCACCAACGUCAAACACUGGAAUGUCCAGAUGAACAGACUGAUGCGGCCGAUCGGACCAGGCGAGAAGAGACCAUCGCUGGGAAGCUCCUUCUCGAGCUUCCAGAUCCCGACGCAGCGAGACCCCGGGCUGCGUCUCAGAAGGAGUUCGGGAUCGGGGGAUCGGGAGGAGAGCAAAGAAAAUGUUGACAACAGAGCUGGAUGUGAUUUAGACAAACGUCACUCUAAUGCAUCUAAUGGCGACAUGGAUAUCCCCUAAAAUGAUGAGUCAUAGAGGCUGCCUCGUCACAGGAAGGGCAGGAGAUGGUUGUCAUGUUUGUGAACAAUAUGAAAGCGGCGGGGAUAUAGCUGAAUUUACCGUACUACCACGUCUACUAAAUGCUGAAAUAUUACUGACCUCGUAUCACAGACAGCAACAGUUUAAAAACAUUUUAACGAGAGUGCGUUUUCCAAUAUCUCCCCUUCUCAAAUAAUCCUUUUCUACCGCCUGUGUGAGGCCUGACGUGAACGUAACUGAUACCUCAGCGGAAAGAAAAUGAGCGGCAAGAAAGAUCCUGAAAGUAUAAGGUUAGCUCUGGUGUUCAAAGAGAAAAGCCUACACGCACACAGGAAGCUCAUUUUUGUGCAGCUCUGUAACUUAGACGGAUACCAAUGUUUCAUUUCUAUUGGUACAAUUUUCGAGGUUGUGGGAGGUGGCUUAGGUUUUUUUGAUCUAGAAACUUGGUUCAGUAUUAAAGUUUACCACAAUUUCACUCCUGAUAAACAGGAAAGAGAAAGAAGAGGCGUGAAAGAAAAAAAAACUGUCAUGAACUUCCUGUUUUUAAUGUCAUUUAACAUUACUGUAAAUAAAGAGA
Molecule: messenger RNA, 2563 nt
Organism: Pelmatolapia mariae (spotted tilapia)
Lineage: Eukaryota; Metazoa; Chordata; Actinopteri; Cichliformes; Cichlidae
Product: differentially expressed in FDCP 6 homolog
Exons: 11
Coding region: 112-1968 (618 amino acids)
Cellular component (GO): nucleus; cytoplasm
Source: RefSeq, a predicted model, not a curated record